Molecule: messenger RNA, 1329 nt
Organism: Antrostomus carolinensis (chuck-will's-widow)
Lineage: Eukaryota; Metazoa; Chordata; Aves; Caprimulgiformes; Caprimulgidae
Gene: CERS5
Product: ceramide synthase 5
Exons: 10
Coding region: 1-1002 (333 amino acids)
Biological process (GO): ceramide biosynthetic process
Cellular component (GO): membrane
Molecular function (GO): sphingosine N-acyltransferase activity; DNA binding
Source: RefSeq, a predicted model, not a curated record
AUGGCGUUCAGGACUGAGUUUAUUGCCAAGCCAUGUGCCAUAAACCUUGGCAUUCAAGACAGUGGACCUCACAGAGCCCAGCCCAAUGCAAUUUUAGAGAAAGUGUUUACAUCCAUCACUAAGUCUCCAGAUGGAAAAAGGUUAGAAGGCUUGUCAAAGCAGCUAGACUGGGAUGUUCGAAAGAUCCAGCGCUGGUUUCGUCAUCGGAGGAACCAGGACAAACCCACCACCCUCACUAAAUUUUGUGAGAGCAUGUGGAGAUUUACAUUUUAUUUAAGUAUAUUUUUUUAUGGAAUCAGGUUUCUCUGGACGGCACCCUGGUUUUGGGACACACGACAGUGCUGGUACAACUACCCUUUUCAGCCUCUAACAUCCAGGCUUUAUUAUUACUAUAUCUUGGAGCUGGCCUUCUAUUGGUCUCUCAUGUUUUCUCAGUUUACAGACAUUAAACGGAAGGACUUCCUGAUCAUGUUCGUCCAUCAUUUGGCUACAAUUGGACUCAUUACAUUCUCUUAUAUGAAUAACAUGGUGCGGGUUGGAACUCUGGUGCUGUGCCUCCAUGAUGCAUCAGAUUUCCUUUUGGAGGCUGCAAAGCUAGCCAAUUAUGCCAAGUACCAACGUCUAUGUGAUGCUUUCUUCAUGCUCUUUGGUGUCGUAUUCAUUGUUACACGGUUGGGCAUUUAUCCUUUCUGGAUUUUGAAUACAACCCUAUUUGAGAGCUGGGAGUUGAUUGGUCCUUAUCCUUCAUGGUGGCUAUUCAACGGGCUUUUGGUAACCCUGCAGAUCUUGCAUAUCAUCUGGUCUUACCUCAUCAUUCGCACUGCUUACAAGGCCCUCGUGCGGGGAAAGGUAUCCAAAGAUGACCGCAGUGAUGUAGAGAGCAGCUCUGAAGAGGAGGAUGUGACUUCCAACAGCACAAAAGGAUUUUUCAGCACUUCAAGUAACGGCUCCAACCGCAUUAACGGCCACGUGGCUAGUGGCCAGUGGACAGAAGAGGACUAACUAAGGCUGUGGGUUGGCCUUGAGCAAACACGAACUUAUCUUUAAAUAUCUAGAUGUGUUGAGCUCCACAUUCCUAAGUGAUCUUUAAUCAAGAUACCCCUUCCCCAGAAACCUCCAGCAAAUCUGAAAUGGGCACAAUCCAAACCAGUCAGAGGCUUUGCACAACAGAAGGGAUAAAGCCAGUGACCAGGGCAAAAACAAAAGCUACAGAUUUCACUUUAAGCCAUUUUGUACUUAAAUCUUAGUCCCGUCAAUAUUUGCCAGAGGUAUCUUUGUUUGUGACAAACUGGUUUUUACUGGGAUCAACUCAAGGUGGAAUGAGUUUGG